GCUGAAGACUCGAAGGGAAAAUUUGUCUACUGAUACUCAGAAGGAAAUAAUUUUCUACUGGCUUAGGGUUGGAAGACUGUCUCAUUCUUAGCGUCUUCUGAAAUAAAAUUAGGAUGGAUUGGGGAGAUGAAUAUUCCCAUAAUUCUUUUGACCUACGCUGUUUGUUAAACUCAUUUCCUGGAGACUUGGAGUUUAAGCAGAUCUUCAGUGAUAUUGAUGAAAAGAUCGAACAAAAUGCUGUGAGCAUAGAACACUGCUUUAAGGAAAUACAGUCUGAAGUUCACAAACUAUGUCCGGAUGUGCAGCUGCAAACACCCGCAGACUACUUUGAAUGGCUCAGUCACUAUAACUGUGAUGCGUCUAAGGCACCUUCCAUUCCCCAUGGAGAUGUGAUAAAAUUCCUCAGAACAGUGCAAGAUUUGUUAAAGAAUGAGCAAAAUCAAGAAGAAAUGAUACUGGAUUUACUGUGGGAGCUUUGCUGCCACAGCGGCGUCUCCUUCCCCUGGAGCCUGAGUGGAACAUCUUUCCAUUGCCUCUCCGGGACUUCCCUUCAUUCCGUGGAAGACCUUUCCCCUGUGGAUGUCAAGUCUCUGUGGGAUGACAUAAGACUGCAUCUUCGACGCUUCUUAGUGAGCAGACUGCAGAGCCACCAUGAAAUACAUAACUCACAGCAAAAAAUCUCACUGAAAAGUCAGUGCCUACAGCAACUCUUGUUUCUUUAUCCAGAAUCGGAAGUUUUAAUCAAGUACCAAAGCAUACAGAAUAAAUUGUUGACUGGCCUCCUGCAGGACUGCCUGCCUUCUUCCAGGAGAGAUUCAAAUUUAGCCGCAAUAGCUCGUGGCUACCAAAGCACAGUGCUCAAGUUAUACUUCAUGAUAGAAGAGGAUUUUAAUGUACUGUGUGAAAUUUUAACUCCACUCUCAACAGUGAAAUUUGUUAAAGAAACUUACCUGGAUACUGUGACUGAAGAAAUGGCAAAAUUUCUUGAAAAUUUUCGAGGGCUGCAGUUCAAAGAAAGUGCUGUCGGUGUGGUUAAAACAAGCAAGAGCUGCAGCAGGCACAGAGGAGCAGUGCGUGCCUUGGUCGCUCCGGAAUGCCCACAGAAAGGAAAAAACUUCUGCCUUUCGUUGGAUGAACUCAGUUUCUUUGCACAGCUUACAAAAUCCCUUUUGAAGCUGGAAAAAAAAGUCCAAGAACUGUUUGAAGAAAUGUUUUUAUCAUUCAAGGUAUCCAGGACUACUUCAGGGGUUCUGGAGAAAUCCUAUAAUGAAGUGUUAACAGGGAAACCGAGAGCAAUUGAAAGCAGGGUUCCUUCGGAACGAUUGCUACCAUUAAAAGAGGCUACUUUACUAAAUUUUGACUGGAGAAGUGCGUUUAAGGAAUUGUCAUUUCAAAUGGCAGACAGCGUAACCACUGCCAUUGAAGACUUUUCCGCAAAAAUUCUCCAAGAGGAACAGCAGGAGAGGUCUUCAGCUGUGAGCUACACCAUGAAGCUUGUAAACGUGCAGCAAGCUUGGCAAGAGGGCCACGUGUUGCCUCAGGAGGAACAACCAAAGAAAAUUGCAAAGUUUUGUUCUGACAUCAUGGAAAAACUUGACACAAUGCUUCCACUGGCUCUGGCAUGCAGAGAUGAUUCUUUUGCGGAAAUUAGAGAAAACUUGGUGGAGGGCUGUUAUAAAGUGGCAACAGCUGUCCUGGCGAGACUGCGUGAGAGAGGCAAGGAGGUGCCUUCCAAAGCACCCCUGAAGAACCUGCUGGCGCUGCUCUCCUCGGCGUUGUUCAUCAGGCAGCGCCUCACACAAUAUGACAGUCUGAUGAAAGAAACUACCAAACAACCCAUAUUCCUGGUGCCUGUCCAACGAUAUCAGGAAUUCAUCAACACUCUACAGUUUCAGGUUACGGACUACUGCGUCAGAGUUUGUGCUACAAGCAUUUUACAGGAUGCUGAGAGCCACCACUGGGAUGACAACAAAGCUUUUUAUGAGGGGGAGAGAUGCUCCUUCGCGCUCCAGAUGUGGCAUUAUUUCUGCUGGGCUUUACAUCAUGACCUCUGGACCAUCCUGCCCAACGCAUUAGCCCAGGAGAUCCUAGCGGAAGUGCUGGAAGAAUCCUUGGCUCUGCUGGCCUCCAGAUACGCUCGUGCCUGUCCCAGUUACGAGAGAACCCCCCAGAUAAGACUUGAUGUCACAACAAUUUUAAUUUGCGCAGAGAACAUGUUAUGGUCAAUUUGUUCAUCUGUACAGCAACUUUUGAAUCCUCACCAAUAUAGGGAUGAUAAAAUUUUUAAAAUUCAUAUCCACUGUAAUAACCUUCUUACAACGUUAGUCAUUUUGACCUCACCCCUAACAGAACUAUAUAAGACGUUUCGGGAUGGCAUGGAUGAGUCGGCUUCUGAUUCCUUAAACUCAUUUUUUAACCAACCAUUACAUUGGGUUUCUUGCCUUUCACACUUCUACCCUUCUUUACUCAGGACUCCAUCAGCUGGAGGCCUGAAAACCGAGGGUCAAUUGAAACUGCUCUUAUCCCAGCCAGGCUGUAAUUGGAACCUGCUCCUGGAAACGCUGCUGCAUUGUGAUGGUCUCUUACCCAGGAUCCUGCUCAAGGGCUCAAAACAAGUUUCUGACACAGAAAAUCACCUGCAACGAUCCAGCUUGGUAGAAGCCAUCUUUAAAGUCCUGUACCAUUGCAGUUUUUCUCCACAAACAUUUGGAAAUGUUUUUGUGAGUUACAUGGAAGAACACCACUUAUGGGAGUUUUUACAUAACAUUCCAGUCUCAACAUGCACGGAGUCGGAGCUAGAGGUCAUCCGAUGCUUGAGGCUGGCGCUGACCGAAGCCGUGAAGGACAUUGUCCAGCAGACCAUAUCUGUGAUGACCUCUAGGAAAAACCGUGAGACAAACCCAACCAAGCCGUGUGUCCCUGAACGUUUGCUUGAGAGUAUUCCCAAAGAAUGCUGCUACAUACCACGAGAGACCCAAAAGAAAGAACUCAGUAAAGGCUUCGCAAGGCUUGCUGCUGAGGCAGUAUCUAUUGUAAUCAGCAAGUUACCUACAGUGAUUGCAUGCUUGCCUCCCCCAAUUAAAUACUUCUUUUUUCUGUCUGAGAGAAAAAUGUCAAAAAACUUUGUUGAAUUGAAGAAAGCUGGCCUGCUUGUCUGGAACUUGAUUGUAAUUAUAUGUCGGAUAUUCGAAGAUGGAAACACCGCGGAACUUUUAACAGGUGCCUGCCUGGACAGAUGGAGCAAAGAGAAACUCGGUUUGAUUUGUGUGUGUUUGAAAAGCAUCAUGGGAGAGCCGAGCAGCCCUAAUCAGAUGGCCCAAAAGGUCAUCCAGAUCAUUGAGCAACAGAAGCCCAACUGGAUCGAGCGUCAACUGUGGAAAGCAAAGAGACUGAGCGCUGAAUGUGCAAUGAUGACAGCAGAGGAGAACCCAGCCUCAGAAGAAGGAGAUACUGCUCUUGAACUGACUGAGCAGAAAAUAAACACGACAGUCCUGGAUCUGUGCCACCAACCAGGUGGCAGCGAGUACCUGAGGCAAAUUUAUCACAUCAUGCGGCUCAAUGAGGAAUAUUUAAGACAACAGCUGUUUUCCAGAAAUGGUUCAGAGGAAAGGUCAUUAGGCAGUCCACCUCCAUGGAUGACCUUGAAGACUGGGGGGGAUGAGCCUGUCUUUAACCCUUUCCACGUGCACAAGGUGUUCAGUGAAAACAUGGUAGAUCAGUCAGCCAUCAGAAAAUGGAACUGGAAUUGGUCAAAGUUGCUGCCAAAUUAUCUGGGACUGGGUAAGAUGACCUUCAGCGUCCUGCUCAAAAACAGGUGGGAAAUGAGGGAUGAACAGAGACUAGAAGAGGAAGAAAAAGCGAUGCUGGAACAUUUACAACAAAUGUGUGCCAUGCCAUGUUCUUCUGCCUUGCGUAAUACGGAGGAGCAAUAGUCUGCAGAAAACAGCAACAGCUUUAUUUUAGGAGACACAUGUAGCAGAGCAGGAUUUUUGCUAUAGUCAGAAUGAAGUUCAGAUGUGCUGUGAAGCAUGAAACCAAUGACUGAGUAAUCUCUCUACUGAAGAGGAAUACAGCACACACAAAGAAUAAGGUGUUACACCGUUUUUUGUUUUAAAAACAAUUUCCAAUAUUUCCCUUUCACCAAUCUUUCUCUCUAUAUAACUGCUGCCAUCUCGUGUUCCUUCUGAAUUAUUAUUUUUCCUUCUUUUCAGUCCUUAAGUAUCUAUGACAACAGUUAAAAUUUUUUUUGUAAUUUUUUUUCCCCUAUGGAUCUGUAAAUGCAACAUUUGGAUGUUAACUUGACUGGAAUCAUCUGAAAAUUUCCAUUUACUCUCUAGCUGUAGCCCCAACCCAGGUUCUAACUGCCUUUAUUAUCUACCAUCAUACUAGCUCCCUAAUGACCUAACGUCUUCCUCAUGCAAUUUAUCUCCACAACAGCCACAAGAGACCUUCUCCUGAACUCCAACUUUAGUCACAUGUCUGCCUGUUUUCAGUCUUGCUGCUAGCCCCGAGUCACUCCUGGCAUCUGUUGUCAGGUACUACAGCAAAUGACUAGAAGUGCAGGAAACUUUCAUCCUCUGGCCUCAGCCUAUUCCCUUGCCAUUUGAAUCAACCAAAAAUGACCUUGCUCUGAAAAUUAUGUUCAAAAGUCAACCCAAUAAUCUCUACUUCAUUGCUCAUUAUCCUACUACAGUUCUUAUUUUCACCAUGCAUGUACAAAUUUGCAUCCACAAUGAGAAAACAGAAUAUGUUCUCCCACACUCUCUACCAAGUAUAUUUAUAGGUACUUGUUAUCAUCUUCUCAUUAGUGCCUGAUAUUAGACCAAAAAGACCUUAAAAGCCAGACAAUAUAAAAGGAAGUUUCCAUUGUGUAAUUCUUCCUGUGUCCACUACACUGGCAUUCACUGAGGGAGCAGCCAGUAUACAUGGUUGGUUGAAUGGCUACCAGUGAA
Messenger RNA from Ochotona princeps (American pika), 4952 nucleotides. Its product is annotated as KIAA0825 ortholog. The record is from RefSeq and is a predicted model, not a curated record. The coding region runs from base 114 to 3932 and encodes 1272 amino acids. The transcript has 20 exons. Lineage: Eukaryota; Metazoa; Chordata; Mammalia; Lagomorpha; Ochotonidae.